UUCGCACCGCGAACAAGUGCCGAAGUUCGCGCUUUCUCCUUCGAGCCGAAUUAAUCUUGUUUUUUUUUUGUGUUUUGCGACACGAGCGCCGAAUAAUUGGUCAAGUUCGGGUGAACUAGGUCGUCGGUUAUUGGUGAAUUAGUUGAUCGAUUUCGUUUUGUGCACCAAUAUCUCGGUAUAUGGAUAAAAAACUUGUCGAUUUUUACGGAAACAAGAGUGGUGGAAGCGAGAGAGCGCCGGAUUGUGUUGUCUAACUGGAAUCGGGCAUUUGUCUACCGCCUUGGCGGUCUUAGUGUAUCGUCGUAAACCGCUCACUUCGGAGAAUGCAUUAAUACGCUGAUUUCGCAAUAAUCCUAUGCAGUGGACGAGUGUUGUUUACAGGCCACCGUGAAACAGACGACAGGUUCAAGUCGACAAACAAUACGAGCUUUGACGGUCACAUCGAGGCGAACGAUCACGGCUGCUAGAAAAUUCUUGCGAUGUGCCAUAGCAUUCGGAUGUUUAUCGGGGAGAAGUGAGAAGUUCUCGGUUUUGUUGUGUCGCCGCCUACUGGAACAAAUUCGGUCUUUGUGCUUCAGCAAUCGUAGUAAACAUUGCUUCCUGUGACGAACAAAUAAGUGCCUACUGUGUUGUGGGGGAUCGCAUGAAUGGAUCCCACCGACAUGAUUAGAACCAAUCGCAGCAGUGGUGGCGGCGGCGUCGGUUAUUAUCAACGGUAUGAUUACGCGACAGCAUACAAUGAGGUGUACAGUGUGGAUGACUUAGAGCAGCCGACAGUGAGCAAUAUUGCCAAAGUCAUCAUCAGUGGAAUACCGCAGCACGCCAAAUUCGAUGACAUCGAGCCACUGCUAAAACGCUACGGCAAGGUCGAACACUGCGACGCCGUCACCAGCAAGGACCCGACCACGCAAACCGUCCAUAUCACGUUCGAGAGCCACGAACAAGCACAGAGAGCGGUCACCGGUCUGAACGGGAUCGACUUCGAGGGUUCCAGCUUGCUGGUGGAGCUGUUCGACAGUAACAAAGCGAACCGGCGGGGCGCCCGCAGCCGUCCGCAGUACGCCGGCAUGCCCGGGGGUGGCGGCCCGGGCCGUCAGACGGACUUCCCGCUGCGGUUGCUGGUCGCUAGCGAAAUGGUCGGUGCCAUCAUCGGGCGCCAGGGCAGCACGAUACGACAGAUCACCCAGAACAGCCGGGCCCGCGUCGACGUCCACCGGAAGGACAACGUGGGCUCGCUCGAGAAGGCCAUCACCAUCUAUGGCAACCCGGAGAAUUGUACGAGUGCAUGCAAGAGAAUACUGGAGGUGAUGCAGCAGGAGGCCAACAACACAAACAAAGGAGAAAUUUGCCUAAAGAUUCUCGCCCACAACAACCUGAUCGGUCGAAUCAUCGGCAAGAGCGGGAACACGAUCAAGCGGAUUAUGCAGGACACCGACACGAAGAUCACCGUCAGCUCGAUAAACGACAUCAACAGCUUCAACCUGGAGCGCAUCAUCACCGUCAAGGGUUCGAUCGACAACAUGUCCCGGGGCGAGAGUCAGAUCAGCGCCAAGCUGCGCCAGAGCUACGAGAACGACCUCCAGGCGUUGGCCCCCCAGAGCAUAAUGUUCCCCGGACUGCACCCGAUGGCGAUGAUGUCCACCGCAGGCAACGGUAUGGGCUUCACCGGUCGCACCGGCAUGUACCCGGGAACCAGCUAUCCGAUGUACCAACCGCCCACGGUGCCUGGCGCACCGCCCGGAUCCAGCGACGUCCAGGAAACCACCUACCUGUAUAUUCCAAAUAAUGCCGUCGGUGCUAUCAUCGGAACCAAAGGAUCGCAUAUUCGUAAUAUUAUAAGAUUUUCCGGUGCUUCGGUCAAGAUCGCCCCCCUGGAGGCGGACAAACCGCUGGAGCAGCAAACCGAGCGCAAAGUUACCAUCGUCGGCACCCCGGAAGCCCAGUGGAAGGCCCAGUAUCUGAUCUACGAGAAGAUGCGGGAGGAGGGCUUCGUCUCUGGCACGGACGAUGUGAGAUUAACGGUGGAGAUCAUGGUCCCGAGUGCACAGGUUGGACGUAUCAUCGGCAAGGGAGGCCAGAAUGUGCGGGAACUGCAGCGAGUAACCGGAAGCAUAAUCAAACUGCCCGAGCACACUACCAACACGCCGGUGGACGAGGAAACCACGGUGCACAUCAUCGGUCCAUUCUUCAGUGUUCAGUCCGCCCAACGACGCAUCCGGACGAUGAUGCUGGCAACGAACCCCCCGCCGGCCACCAACCGGCAGAAGGCCCAAAAGGCCAAGGAGCAAUCGCCGACCUCGUCCACGCCCGCUGCCACCGCACAGCCGCCGUCGUCUAGUACAAGCGUAUAAUCAAAAUCUGCAAUCGUCGCCGCUGUCAUCGUCGCUGAUGGCCGUCAGCUGCAAUUACCAGUGCUGCCAUCGUCGUCGCCAACAACAACAACUACAACACUAACACUACAGCAUCAGCAACAGCAGCUUCUACCAGCAGUACAUCAACAACAACUACUACUACCACUAUCAAACGAGCGGAAACAGCAGGUAUCCCUAUCAGUUACAGCAACAACGGCAAGGUCGAACAGCAAAGAUCACCGCAGCAAAUCCGAAUCAGCAAGGUAGGAAAUUGCUCCCACCAACCACCACCGCAGCAGUCGCAAUCGUGAAAGCAUGAGAAACAAAAAAACAGUCUACUAUGUUCCGGAUUAGAAUAUCAAAUUUUGGUUCCAGCGCACUUGGAACAAAACCCUCUCGGACCCCAAUCGGCGUCGGAGAAAAUCGGAGUAAUUGUGUAUCAAAAGCCGGUCUUUAUCGCAUCUCUCUAUAGCUAAGUCAAAACACAAAAAAAAAGUUUUUCGCUUUUAGGCCCUUCAAAAACAAAGAGGACAUUCCCUACCAUCAAAGUUUAUUUUCGCAAUAGAAAUGUUUUUUCGCAAAUUUGGCUCUUUUUUCUGACCGACUUGGAAAUUCAAAAAUCUGGAAUGUUCAAUCCUUUUUCGAUUUGACAGAUGGAAAACGGAAUGGAGACUCCGAGCGGUUCUGUUUGUUGCGAAACGGCAACACGGUGUCUAUCGCAGCAAGCGAGUUGCUCGGAGUUACGAUUGACGCGAUAGGAAGCGCACGGUUACUGUACGUUUUUCGAGAGCUUUCCUUACACCGCACCGCUGGCAACCCUUUUCUUGAAGGAUUGAGCGGUUGGUUUUUAAUCGAGAGAUCUGGGAGAGAACCCGGUUCAGAGAGAGGGAAAAAAGCGUUAAAGCGAGAGCGUUGAGCGAGAGAGAAUGUUGUUUUUAACUAGUGUUUAGGAAGAGAUCGAUUUAAUUAAGUAAUCAUGAGACGCGAUGCGAAAGAGCGAGCGAAAGAGAGAGAAAGGUUAAGAUUGCGUUUGGCGCUGUUCUCCGCGAGCAGUGGAGCAGUGUUGCCAGUGUUGUCGCGCAAAUCUAACGAAAGGAGAAAGUGCCAAACAUUGAUAAAUUGCGUUGAAAAAGUAAGUGAAAAUCAAAUGGAACUGAUCGUCGAUUGCCUUAGAUUUCGGUGCUGACACAGAACAAACAGAAGAACUGAGAGCAGAAAGGGUAUUUGUUUAGAGGUUAGAGUUAGAAGGAAGCGCGCUUCACCGUUUUGAUCAACCGGCGACGACAUCUUCGUAAAUUCUAAGGUUUACAUCAAGAGAGAAAAUCAAUACCUCAAUGAAAGUGCAUUAGGCGACGUCCUCGAGUUGCGAUCCUUCUUGUUCCUAGGAAUGGGUCCUAAUUUGGGGACGGUACCUUACCAUUCAUAUAUAGACGCAAACACACACACACAAAUACAUACAGAGAGAAAGUCAUCAACAAGCUCACCGGGAUUUGUAGUAGUGAGAACCUAGGUGGCGCACCAUUAUUCGUUAGGGUUUUAGAGCCAAAAGAUUUGAUAAAACGCAACGAAAGUCGCUGACCACGGUCAGGUGGUCGGACGGCUCUAUUGUUUACGUUUUCCUAUACAGUGAAGCAAAGUAAGAACCUAGCACACUCACACAAACACUAACUGAACAAGCUUUACGUUUCAACUUUACUUACACAAAGGUGCAUUAAUCAAUUUUUAUUAACUUGUUGUUGAACAUAAUUCUACUUGUUGAAAACUAUAUUUUCCCAGUAACUAUUUUCCCGCAAUUCCUAACUCCGCCCUAUAAUCAUCAAAAUCCAGAGGUUGACCAUAUGCGUUUCGGGCAGGGAUCAAACGAUAAAAAUGAACAAAUUAGAUUGUUUAUAUGUCAGUUUUGUUUCCUGUCACGGACGCUUGCAAGACGCUCUGGAUGAGCAAGCACUCAAACUAAUUUUACAACUGUUUAGCUUAACUGUUGUUUAUUAUUCUUGUUUUCUUAUUUUGUUUUUAUAUUAAAUCUUGCUAUACAGACCUCACCACCGCCACCAAUCGGAACAAUAGAACAAUCAAACUACACACACUAAGAUAACCUUACAUACAUAACUAACUGAAACAAUAGAUAGGACACGUACCUCAAUGAGCAAGCAAACAGAAUCAAAAUAGUUUAAAGCGUUGAAUUUUCUCAUCUUUUACAUAUUUUUCCACAAUAGUUAGAGGUAAACAAACCGGAACAACAAUGGCAGUGCUGCCAACCUUUUCCUCCCGUAUCGAACCACCGCAAAUGACUCAUAAACUCGUGUGUUUUAUCAUCCAAACAAUCGCAACUGUCAAACUGACACCGCCACAGAACCAGUGCAGCCAGUUUGACGGUUCGAAAAAACUUUCGAAACUUUUCGCACUCUGUGCAAUGUAGUGGACCACCAAUCGUAGCAGACUACAAGGUAAGAACUGGUAGAGACCGGAAGACGUUAAGUAGUUUAGUAGACGCAAAAUUUCCGCAAAUCUUUGGCACAAUGACGCACCCAAAAUUUUGAUAACAACGGGUUUUCUUUUCGCACGAACACGACUCAAGGAAGAGAGGGUUUAACCAAAAUUUCCGAACAUAGAAACCGAACUCAGCGCGCAAACAACUUGUGAAGCGAUCAAAAUUAUUCUCAAAAUUCGGCACCUCAACCAAGCAUCUGAAAAACCAAGCGACAUCUCGCGCAAAAGUCGCACAUUUUUAGUGCGACAAGCGAAUUUACUGUCGGGAGUAAAUACGAACACAAACACACACAUACACACUCGAUGAGAAAAAAAAAUCUGGACUCGAACCGUGGCACGACCGACGCGGACGAAACCGAGAAAAAAAACGAGUGACAGAGAGGGGAAGAGUGAAUGAACACCGAAAACACUGACAUGGAACUAUUGACUACACUUAGGGACAUAAGAGAGAAUACUAAUGCUCGAAAAUCGAGCGAUUUAAGCGAAGGGAGAAUGGAGAAGAGAGAACAAAACAAAGAGGGAAUCGAAAUUCGGAGAAAAAGUGACUAAAAUCAAUUGUUAGAUUUUUUUUAUUAUAUAUAUUAUAUUGAAAAUAUACUAUAUAUAUUUAAUGAGGGAAAAGUAAAAAGAGAAAAAAGAGGAAAAGAUAUUUAGCUAAAAAAUUUAAUAUUUAUUAAAUCCUAGAGGCUAUAAUAUCGUUGAAUAUUUGUAUAAAAACAAACGAAGCUUGACGAACGCGAGCAAAAAAGCGGAAAGCAAAGAUGAGGGUUAACUAUGGUCAAAAUUUGGAUUAAAAAGAAGAAGUAAAACUACUAGGACGUACACACAUACACCUACAUAUUAUUUUCCUAUUAUUUUUGUUUAUUUUCGUAGAAAUUUUGUUAAGGCUUUGUUGUUUACUUUUCGUGUUGUUGGAACGAAAAGGCAAAUCGUGAGGUUAAUGCGUUAUUUAGUUGUGCCAAGUACACCGUCGUCGAACGAAAGGAAUUUAUGUUUGUUUAAUGGAAAACGAAAAAAAAAACUAUGAUCAACAGGGUUGUGAUGAAACGAGAGAUGUUAAUUAAAAUGCAAAAAAAACGCCCGGAAUGCAAAAGCUAGGCAUUUUCUUCGAGCGAGUGGACGGCCAUUUUGGCUUAUGAUUUGCGUCGUGGAGAUGACAAAUUUUGACGUAUAAACGAUCAAUUUCUAUCGUUUCCAUGACAGACGUCUCACAAGCCUACUUGUGGUCACCUCUUGCUCAAAGAGCCGAACCAAUUCAAAUAUGACACUUUUUUACCACAGCACGCUGAGGAAUAUUUUUUUUCCGAACGCAGUGUUUACUUCAAUCAGCUGAUGGUUUUUUUUUCUCGAUUUGGGUUUUUAACAGAGAAUUGUAUGAAGCAAAAUGGAACAUUUUCAUAUCAAACCGGGUUCAACAGGUUUCGGUUCGUUACACAUCAAAGCAACACAACGGAACCUGUAGAAAUUGAAACUCUCUCAACCACUAGUACACAAACUCUGAAAACAUUUCUUCGGUAGAUUUCAACUGUCUCGCAAGACAUUUCUCUUACCCCUUUAUUAUUUGCCCGUUAUACAUUUCCCAAAUUUGUACGACAUUGAUUGAAACACCUCAAAAUACACAUCAUACAGAUAGCUGGAAACUUAAAAACAGCUGACAAGUUUUUUCGCGGUACAAAUUCCAAUAGUACAAACCGAACUAGAUAGAUGGACAAUGAAACCUUUGCGGACGAACGCAUUUUAGCUCGAUGCGCACCGCAAAAAGUUUUUUCGCUCGAGGAUUUUUACGCAGAACGCAAUAUGAUAGCAGUGUUUGACAAACGCUCCCGGUUGCCAUGGUAACGUUCGAUUCCGCUCUGGAUUUGAUUGUCACGCAAACGAUACAUUUUGAUCGUUUAUGUGUCAAAUCUAGUGUAACAGUUGGGAAUCGAUCAUGCUUGUGGCAUCUGCAGGCGCUUUUCAAAUGUUGCUUUGCAAAAAUUGGCAUCAACAGAAGAUAAGCAACUACACGAAAAACAUUGGCAGCAGCAACCGCAACUAUCUGAUUGACAGACCAUGAAUGGAAAUAAACAACAAAAUAUAUAGACAAAGCCUACUGUUUUGGAAGAUCAACUACAACAACUGAAACAAAAAUCUAACAAUGAUGAAAGCGAAUGAUUAUUCCCCGAACAAUAACAAACGAAAAAUGACAACAAAAAUAACAACAGUCCGAUGAAAAGCCGGAAAAAAGUCACUUGAAGUCCCGAAAACAAAGAAAAACAAAACGAUGUAAACAAAAUCAUAUGAAAAAUUUGGCAUAACACAAAACUUCACAACGUUGGAGCAAAACAAUAAACUAAAUAAACAUUAAAUCACGGAACAAGCAAAGUCGUAGCGGAAAAGUUUCGAACUAUAAUUUGCACUACCCACUCUUUAGAUUGAACUACUCAUGGCAAAAGAGAUAUAGACAAAAUCACCACUUGCUUUUGGCAUCAUGAAAGAUGGAAUACAAAAGAAACAUAACAAUGAAAGCACCAUUUUCGCAUCUCUAUAUGAACAAAAAAAAAAAAUGUCUAAAAAUUGAAAUCUAACCAUAAACACAAACACACAUAACCGAAGCAAAGUAGACAAGGUGAUCGCACGCAACGUAAGUAAAUAAAAAAAAAUAAACAUAACCAAUUUCGUUUCCCAAAAAAAAACUGUAGAUGCUAAAUAGUAUUAGAUGGAUUGACACAUAAACAUAAGAGCAUUGAAGCAAAACAAAACUUUAUGCAUAAAAAAACGAUCGCAGUAGCAUUAAUUUUAGAUUAUCCUAACCCCAAAAUUAUCGCAAACAAGUUUGAUAUGUGAAUCCCACAAAUUACAAAAAAUAUAACCAAAAAAUCAUAUAAUUGGUAGAUUGUAGGAAUAAUUUUUGGCAACACUGCACGAAGCGGAAGAAAAUCUGACAUUUCAUCAUUCAUUGCCGCCGAAAACCGACUGCUUCGAUCGGGUCGGAUUUCCGGCGAUCAAUACAACAAAAAAAUAAAAACAAAAAACAAAGGUCACCUUGUCGACUUGGGCAGUCCGUGAACAGGAAAUCCGGUUUCCUCGCUUCUCAGAUAUUUUUAUUGACAUAUAAAAUGUAGAAUUAACAUGAGUGAAUGAAAUAACAUAAACAAAAUUUGGAUCAACUCUUCCUGGUACAACAGAGCCACAAGGAAUCACACAUACAGACAAACAAACAAACAAACAAGCAUGCAUAUUAUAUUCGAUAAAUGAGACAAGUAAACUAUCUACAACAUAGACAACGUUUGGUAAAAUAGAUAAAAUGGAUUGAAACAUUCUUACCUCACAUAUUGAUAUAUAGGACAAAAAAACGCAAGAAGAAAAUAUUUAGGAUUAAACAUUGCAAGCCACAUACAGAAACUAAUAACCCUUGUAAUUUGGAUCGGAGAACCGAAAAUUUUACACUCUCUGUCAAACUGUAGAAACCCCUCUCGAAUGGGACGAACACUCGCACAUAAAUACACACACAUACACACUCACAUACAUACAGACAGACUUACACGAAACCUGAACGCAAGUUGUGCUGAACCAUUUUACACUCUUGUCCCCCUAUUCAAGCAAAACAGAUCAUGCUUGGAAGCACACGUCCACACAAACACACCAUCAGGAGACACCCGACACAAACGUCUUGACAUUUGUUUGUUUAUUUUUGUUUGGUUUUUAGAGGAGAGGGAGAGAACGCUGAGAGGCAAAAUAAAUUCGGACAAAUUAUUUGAACGCAAAAAAUAAUAAACGAAAAACGUAAUAUUCGGAGAAAACCAUGGAUUUAGAUUUGAUUAUUAAUACUACUACUACUACUUCUACUACUACUACUAUUUAAUGCUACUACUACUUCUACUACUACUAAAACUACUACUAAAAGAAGAAAAAAACAUGAAUUCUACCAACUAUUUUUCGUUCUUUUAAAAAGAUUACAUUUCUUAAAUAAUUUCGUUUAAUUUGAAAUAGAACUAUAAGGCUUUUUUGAAGUGGAAAACACUGUACGAUGAAAUAAAACUAAAUUAUAACUACUAAAAGGAAACAAUGGAAAACUAAAGCUAAAGCAAAAAAGUAAAUUUUAAGUUUAGGUAACAAGCGAAGGAAAUAAUCACAAAAACAGUUACGGAAAAUCAUUUUUAAACUGGCACACACAUACAUACCAAGAAUGCAAAGGUUCGGCUUGCAGGCCGUUCGUUGGUUUACACAUUUCACACACACAUCCACAGUCGAUACUUUUGUUUGAUCAAAAGACAGCAGCGGAACAAUCGCUCCUUUGACGGCCUUGACGAAAAAGCAAACACAGAAACCACAGAAUGCAAACAAUGCAGCAAGCCGCCGCCACACCCGAUCGAGAAAAAACUGUGAAGCCACACAGCCUACUUUGGGAGAGCUGUCAAAAAGCGAAACCGAUUACACACAUACAUGCACACCUGCAAACACAACACACAUUUUCACACGAUAUGCGUUUUGAAAACAAAGAUGAACCGCCGCUACGAGAGCUGCAAAGAAUCGUAUAUUAUCUUCGUUUUAUUUAAGUAAUUUAAAGCGACCCCCGGUUUACCCCUUUACCACCACCACGUUGAAACCUUCCGAUGUAACAGAAAAUACAAAGAUUUGUAACGGCACCGCCACCACCAACACAAGGAGACUGAACUACAACGUAAUUAAGUAGGUGGCGUUGCUGGAGUUCCUGACCCGUCCCCCGUCCCCCUUUCCCACCACUAAAUUCCCGUUCCCAAGUCCUCUCCCCGUGCCCUAGUUCCUCGAGUAUAAGCAGAACUUUCUUCGGAGUUGAUUCACACGAGUAGUAGAUUUUUCAAAACUUUUUCUUUUGGAAAAUAUGAAAAGCAACAGAAGCAGCAAAAGUUAAAAGAGAGAACGAGAGAGAAAGAGAGAGAGCGACAACAGGAGAAGAAAGAGAAGCGAAGUUGUAAACUAAGAUCCAGUAAAUUAUAAUAUAUAUUUUUAUUUUUAUCAUUGUUUAAUUAUUAAAACAAACAAAAAAAUACAGAAAAAGAAACGACUAUGUUAGGAACGAUUAGAUAUGAGUUAGGAUAUAAUGCAAAUAUUGACAUGCCUGUGUGAUAAUAGUUUAUAAUCUUGUCAUUAUCUGUAUUUAUAUCUCCCUCAAGAAGAAAAAUUACUAUAGUUUUUUUUUGUGUAAAAAUAUACGUUAAAUAAUAUGAAAACUGAACCAAUAUUAUUGCAUACAGAUUAUAUUUUUAUAACUUUUUAUUCUUAUUUCUAUUCGACCGCAAAAUACGCAAACAAUCAGCCUAGUAUGAUCCAAAUUUUUGUUGGGUUUUAAACAGCCAACUUGGACGACACAAACACAUACAUGCAUACACUCUAACAUAGCAAACCGUCGAACGCAAAUCAAAAUAUCCGUUAUCGCAUACCAAAUCUGCAGUUUUUAUUUUUAGACGCUGUGGAAUCCAGCCAACCGAAUGUUUAUAUUUAUAUACACCCAAUCGCACACACACACCCACAACUACACAUGUUGUUUUUCCUGUUACAGAACCAACAGACAAUUUUUAUUUUUUUACACGCACGCAUCAAACAAUAGAAUACGUAUACACACACACCUUCUCAGACAAACUCACACCGGCGCACGCAACCCAUUAUUUAAUAUACAGGGGAUAGACAAUGUGAUUAGGACAGAUAAAGUUGUCAUAUUGUCAAAACUGGUUAAUUAGUUGUACCUUUUUGUAUAAUACCCUAAACCUUUUAGAAUUUCGACUGAUAGUUGAUUACCCAGUUUUCUUUAAAUGGUCAAAAUUUUGGCAAGUUUGGGUCACUUUACAAUUUGAGUAAACUUUUAAUAAACCAAAUGAAGUAAAGUUUUUAACCUGUAUGACUUUGGAAUUCCAAUUUGAACCAUUUAUGGAUAACAAGGCCAACUUAGUGCCAAAAGUUGAAAAUUACAAAAAAAUACAACUUGUUAUUCAUUUUUUGUAAAAAAAAACGAAAA
Molecule: messenger RNA, 10815 nt
Organism: Aedes albopictus (Asian tiger mosquito)
Lineage: Eukaryota; Metazoa; Arthropoda; Insecta; Diptera; Culicidae
Gene: Imp
Product: insulin-like growth factor 2 mRNA-binding protein 1
Exons: 7
Coding region: 648-2351 (567 amino acids)
Biological process (GO): regulation of gene expression; nervous system development
Cellular component (GO): cytoplasm; nucleus; cytosol
Molecular function (GO): mRNA 3'-UTR binding
Source: RefSeq, a predicted model, not a curated record